GUUGGUGCAGUGUAUGUAUGGUGUUUUGGUCAAGUCCUCUUUUACUGGGCCAUGCUUUGCCAUGGCGCCCCUGCUUUCACAGGCAGCGGGUGGUUGGAGUGUGUGGAGUUCUACAAGAGAGGAACGAAUGGCUCGUUUGCAGCGUGAAUUACUUUACCUUGGAGAAGAUAGCAAUGUGGAGGAGCUGAGGUCAAAGGUGCCAAACACAUGGCACUUGGUGGAGAUGUUUCUGAAACCAAAUGCGGAGGAGCUUGGCCCGGCAAUGCUGCCUGGGCGUGCUCGCAGUGUUGCAGGAAAGGUAGUAGAGGAGUUGCAGCGAGGUCGACAAGCUGCAGCUUCCUCUGAAGGCUUGCGGAAUUGGGAUCGUAGCCAGGAAGAGCUGAAGCUGAAGAGGCCGAAAGAAGAGCUGAAACCAGAUCUGCCGUCAAUGACGGUUCUUUUGGAUGGCUUGAACCCGGAAGAAGUUGGCUGUUUGAUGCGGACGUGUGAAGCUGCAGGUGUGCAAGAGUUGCUAUUAUGUGGCCAAACACCUGGCCCUCCAGAUGUGCGAGUGCUAAAGACCAGUUUGAAGGCGGAUUUUUUGCUUUCAAGUUUUGGCUUGCUUUGAAUGAAUGAAAGCAUUCGUAGAAUAGAACGAGCUGCAGGCUAGGUUGAGGGUUGUGGCGACAUGUUCUAGUCACUAGUCUAGUUCAUAUAUCAAACUUUUGUGCUCCUUGGUUUGGUUUUGCACAUGGAAAGACACAAGACGGCGAAUGCAAAUUGCGAACGAGGCUGAAGCCUUCCUGCCUCAUCGCAGGGUGGGGCCUUUGGAGCUUGAGCUUUGGAGGCUACAGAAGGCUCAAAACUCUCCAAACUCCCAGCUAACAUGCAUUCAGUCCGUUUCAUGUCCGUUCGAUGAUCAUGCCUAUAUGAUCAUGAAAAUACAUUGAGCAAGAGUUUGUAUGUUUCUCUGAAUCGAAAUCGCUAGGCGGGAGUGCAGACCUGGAGUUUGGAGGCCCAAGCAGGAGGGGCAAGCAGAACGCUUGCAAUGCCACAGGUCACAGCGCUGGAGGUUCCUUUGGCCCUCGCUGUGAGCAGUGAUUAUCCAAAGUGGGAGAGAUGCAUUCCGGCGCCCAUGUUGAAAGCAAUUUGAUUGAUGGAGAAGAGAGAAGCAAGUACCUCUUGUUAUAUACUAGCUUCUUGUUGCUAGCGAUGCCCUUGUUACUAGCUUUUACUUUGUGAGAUGCCAAGAUUGUAAGGUGCCAUAUUUGAGCAGUAUUCAAUGCAGCAUGGAUGUGAUCGCAAGCGUGGCUCCAUUGCUGCAUUCUGACGGCCCUGGUGACGGAUUGAUUACAGUUGAGUCAGUUGAGGCUAUUUUCAAGAUCAUGAAAUGCCUGAAAUAUGGAAUCAAAAAAAAUAAUUAACAAUACUACAAUUACCGUAUGAAAUUAUACCAGGUAAUCUGUAGCAAAGUGUUUAAGUGAAUUGCAAUGAGUGGAUGUGAUUUCAGCUGGCAUGAACAUGGUGAUUUGGUGAUGUUUUGUUGCAUUGUGGCAAUGUGCUGAUUUGGUGCUGGUGAGGUGUAUUGUGGUGAUAUGGUGUGAUGUGGCCUGAAAUGUAAUCUGGUGUUUUAGUGAUGCUAGUAGGUUGAAGGUCAUCGCUAGUAGGUUGGGCUAGUAGUUGGAGGAGGCCAUCGCUAGUAGUGACUUGUGAUUUGGUGAGUUGUAUGCGGUAAGUAGUCAGGGUAAUGAAAUGCGCGAUGUUUUUUGAAUCUGUGGUUAUGCAAGAACGAAUGCCCUGUACGUCGGGCUUGUUUUCCACUUGAGCCAAAGUGCGUGGUACACUUCUUGAUUUAUGCGAUCGAGCGGAAUGCGAUUCACACUCCCCCUGGCUUUCUUAAAGCCAUUCAUGGAAUCGAGCGCCGUUGGUAGGUUUUUUCGUCUACCGCUGGCUGACCUCGAAAAAACUGUCCUCGGACUCGGAUGAGUCCUCACGAACCCUUGAGGUUCCGGAAAAACCGCGACGCGGCUCCCAAGGGUCUCCAGACCGGGGCCUCACUGGCGCUUGCGUGGCUAUGCCCAUCCAGGUUGGUGUCUCCUCCUCGGAGUCCUCUUGCCGUCGUUGGUCGUGAUCAGGACCUCGAUAGCCUUCUCGGCAAGGCGGAGCUAAGUUGUUCCGCACAAUCCUCCAGCCUCGUGCCGUCACCUCUUCCAAGGAUGGAGGUUCCUCUUCAUCUUCACUCACCAGCGAUCGCCUCCAGUCUGCUCGCUCGGCCUCACCCGUCAUGUCCCGCAUGAUGGCCAGCCAAUCAUCACAUUCAUCAUCGCUCAGAGUGGUGCCAUCAUGUCCACCUGGACCCUGUGCCCAGUAGGUGGCCGGGUCAUAGCCCUGAUCUUCAC
This is a messenger RNA of Durusdinium trenchii, 2378 nucleotides long. Lineage: Eukaryota; Dinophyceae; Suessiales; Symbiodiniaceae. The record is from the annotation of a GenBank genome assembly.